Molecule: messenger RNA, 703 nt
Organism: Biomphalaria glabrata
Lineage: Eukaryota; Metazoa; Mollusca; Gastropoda; Planorbidae
Exons: 6
Coding region: 145-558 (137 amino acids)
Source: RefSeq, a predicted model, not a curated record
CUACGCAUUUUAAUGGUUCAAAAUGUCAGAAUCUCAUUUGAGAAAAAUUCCAGUAUAAAAGCUGAGAACCGCCGAGCUCGGAAAGAAUAACACAAGUAUUUUUUUUUUGUAACUUGGAACUUUUUUCAAGUGUUUCAGAUAAAAAUGAAAGUUUUUAUUGCGUUUACAGUUUUGUUGGUCUUGGUGGCACCUUCUCUGCAGCAACCGGGUGGCUACGGCCAUGGUGGCCGGAACCAGGGUGGUCACGGCCAUGGUGAUCACGGGCACGGCGGUAAUGGUGGACGUGGUGGUCGUGGUCAAGGUGGUCAUGGACAGGCUGGCGCUGGAUCUGGGUACCAAGGAUCAAGUGGGCAGAAUGUCUGUGGCUACAUUGACCCAUCCUGCCGCGGCAGCCCAGGCGAGUACGACACUGUGUUUGCCUACACAUACGACAGAGGCACUAAGACCUGCGGCAAGGUCAGUGUCUACACGAGGUGCAGCAACAGCUACGGUGGCCAGAGCAACAUCUUCCAGAACCAACUGGACUGCUCCUCAGCUUGUGAGAACCGCGGGUAUUAAUUGUGAUUUCCUCCCUUGAUUCUAGUUUCUGCUACAAGAUUAGAUUUGUUUGUCUGAGUCACUUUGAAGUUAGGUUGAAACAUGAAAUGAAACUUAUUUUAAUCUAUAUACAUGCGGUUUAAGAAAUAAAAUGCUCUCUAUUUUU